Molecule: messenger RNA, 4998 nt
Organism: Quercus robur (English oak)
Lineage: Eukaryota; Viridiplantae; Streptophyta; Magnoliopsida; Fagales; Fagaceae
Product: disease resistance protein RUN1-like
Exons: 11
Coding region: 128-3895 (1255 amino acids)
Biological process (GO): signal transduction; defense response
Molecular function (GO): ADP binding
Source: RefSeq, a predicted model, not a curated record
AGGUUGUUUACACAGUCCGUUAUGCUUUCUUCACUCAUAUCUCUUUUCAUUUUCAUUUAGUCACAUCUUUCUUUCAUUCUCUUCUUCUCCUUCCAUAUUUUCUCAAUUCUUUUGCUCAUAGAUUCCAAUGGCUCUGCAAAUCAACGAAGGAGGCUCUUCUUCUUCCACUGCCCGAUACAAGUACGACGUUUUCUUGAGCUUUAGAGGUGAAGAUACUCGUUAUAAUUUUACUAGUCAUUUAUAUAAGGCUUUAUGUGACAAAGGUUUUAACACCUUUAUUGAUGAUGAUAAUCUUCAAAAAGGAGAAGCAAUUGCAACAGAGCUUCCCAAAGAGAUAGAAUUGUCAAUGAUUUCGAUUGUUGUAUUUUCUGAAAAUUAUGCAUCUUCAACUUGGUGUUUGAAGGAAGUUGUCAAAAUUCUUGAGUGUAAGGAUCUUGGCCAAUUAGUUCUACCUGUUUUUUACAAAAUAAAUCCAUCAGAAGUACGAAAACAAGGGGGAAAGUUUGGGUUUGCACUAACUAAACAUGAAGAAAAAGAAAACAGAGAUAAGGUUCAGAGUUGGAGGGCAGCUUUAACCAAAGCAGCUGGUUUGGCUGGAUUCUCUUACGAGAAUGGUUGCUUUGAAUCUGAAGCUCAGUUUAUCAAAAAAAUUGUAGAAGAGAUAUCAAGUACCACAUCAAAUCGGACACAACUAUUUGUCGCUAAAUAUCCAGUUGGAAUAGAUUCUCAUGUGGAGGAGAUAGAAUUGCUUUUGGAUACAAAGUCAAAUGGUGUUCGCAUGCUAGGGAUUCAUGGUCUUGGGGGAGUAGGUAAAACUACAAUUGCAAAAGCUGUUUAUAAUAGAAUUUUUGAUCGUUUUGAUAGGAGCUGCUUUCUAGAGAAUGUUAGAGAAAGGUCACAAACAACCAAUGACAAAGUUCAACUACAAAAGACACUUCUUAAUUUAAAGGUGGACAAUGUUCCCAAAGGAAUUGAAGUGAUAAAGGAUAGGCUUUGUCAUACAAGGCUUCUUUUAAUUCUUGAUGACGUGGAUAAAUCGGAACAGAUAGAAAAUUUGCUUGGAAGAUGUGAUUGGUUUAGUUCAAGAAGUAGAAUUAUUAUAACAACAAGAGACAUGCAAGUGCUAACCACUCUUGGAAAAGCUCAUCAACUUUAUGAGAUUAAGGAAUUGAAUCAACGUGAAGCUUAUGAACUCUUCAGCCUACACGCCUUCCAAAUGAAUAAACCAAGGGAAGACUAUUUAGAAGUUGCAAAGCAAAUUGUAUAUUAUGCCAAUGGUCUUCCAUUAGCACUAACAAUAAUAGGUUCUGAUUUGUGCGGAAAAAGUAUAGAUAAAUGGAAAAUUGCAUUAGAUAAGUACAAAAGCAUUCCUCACAAAAAAAUUCAAGAAAAGCUCAAAAUAAGUUAUGAUGGAUUGGAAGAAACUGAAAAGGAUAUUUUUCUCCAUGUUGCUUGUUUUUUCAAGGGAUUCAAGAAGGAAUAUGUUACAAAUAUACUAGAAACUUGCAAUUUAUAUCCACGUGAUGGUAUUUGCAAACUUAUCGAUAAGUGUCUCAUAACUGUUGAUCAAAUUGGCAUAUUGUCAAUGCAUGACUUGUUACAACAAAUGGGCAAGCAAAUUGUUCAACAAGAAUCUAAAAACCCUGAAGAACGUAGCAGGAUAUGGCGUUAUGAGGAUGCUUAUGAAGUGCUAACUGAAAAUAUGGGGACUGAUAAAAUUCAAGCAAUGAUAUUGCGCUCACCAAAACCAGUAGAGAUGGAAUUGCAGGGUGAACCUUUUGCAAGGAUGAAAAAUCUUAAAUUUCUUUUUGUUGAAAAUGUACACAUUUUUUGUGAAGAAUUUCAAUAUCUCCCUAAUGGGUUACGGAUACUUGAAUGGCAUAAAUUUCCUUUUUCCUGGCCAUCUAAAUAUCGUCCUCAAAAGCUUGUUACACUCAACAUGAGUUGGAGGAGUGGCAUUAGAAUGGAGAAAAUAUUCAAGCAGGGUUUCCAAUUUAAUAUUUUAAAACAUAUGAAACUUGAGAGUGACACCAUUACAGAAUUACCCAAAUUGUGUGCCCCAAACCUAGAGACGUUGGACCUCUCUUCUUGUGGUGAAUUAGUUACGGUUCAUGAAUUGUGUGCCCCAAACCUAGUGAAAUUGAUCCUUGAUUGUUGUUAUAAAUUAGUUACGGUUCAUGAGUCCGUUGGAGUUCUUGAUAGGCUACAAUUCUGGGAGCUCCAAAACUGUGUGAGUCUUCAAAAUCUUCCAAACAACCUCAGGUUGAAAUCGCUCGAAGAAUUUCAUCUUGAAUAUUGCUCUAUGCUUGAGAAAUUCCCCAAUAUUCUUCAUCAAGAAAUGAAACAUUUAAAGAUGUUAGAUUUAUCUGGGAGUGGCAUCAGAGAGUUGCCUUCAUCAAUCGGGUAUCUUACUCAGCUUACUGUCUUACAAUUAGAUUUUUGCCACAACCUGAGGGAUCUUCCAGACAGCAUCAGGUAUCUUACUCAGCUUAUUGAAUUAAAUUUAUAUGGUUGCCACAACCUGAGGUAUCUUCCAGACAGCAUCGGGUAUCUUACUCAGCUUACUUAUUUACGAUUAGAUGGUUGCCACAACCUGAGGGAUCUUCCAGACAGCAUCGGGUAUCUUACUCAGCUUACUUCUUUAGAUUUAGAUGGUUGCCACAACCUGAGGGAUCUUCCAGACAGCAUCGGGUAUCUUACUCAGCUUACUUAUUUACGAUUAGAUGGUUGCCACAACCUGAGGGAUCUUCCAGACAGCAUCGGGUAUCUUACUCAGCUUACUUUUUUAGAUUUAGAUGGUUGCCACAACCUGAGGGAUCUUCCAGACAGCAUCAGGUAUCUUACUCAGCUUACUUGGUUAGAUUUAUCUGAUUGCCACAACCUGAGGGAUCUUCCAGACAGCAUCUACAAAUUGCAAAUGCUUGAGCACUUCUCUUUUGACAGUGCCAAAUUGAGACCACCGUGUAAUUCUUUUGAUGGACUUUCGGAAUAUGGGUUUCGAAGGUUAUGGGAACUGGGAUUCGGUGGAUGUGGAAUCAAAUUAGAAUUUUUGAUGAAGCCCAAUUACUUUCCCGUAUUGAGCCGUCUAGAUCUAUCUGGCAGUGAUAUUGUUAGCAUCCCUGAAAGCCUAAACAGAUUUACUACGUUAGAAAUCCUUCAUAUACGCAAUUGCCAGCAGCUACGACAAAUUUUUGGGCUUCCACAAUUUAUAAGAAUGUUAGAUGCAAGUCACUGUACGUCAUUAGAUGCGCAAUCCUCAAGCAGAUUAUUGAAUCAGAUUGGAGAAAUUGUAUGUGAAGGAGAAAAAAGCUACAUAUAUGUGUAUCCAAGGUGGUUGAAUCCCAAGCUUCAAAGUAGGGAUUUGUUCCAUCAGGAUAGUAACGAUUAUCGUAUUUAUAAGCUACCGUAUACAGAGAUUCCAAGGUGGUUGAAUUCCAAGCAUCAAAGUGUUGGAAAUUCCAAGGUGGUUGAAUUCCGUGUUGGUCGCGAAUUUCCAAAUGUUUUUGCCGUCUAUUUCGCUUUUGGACUGGGGCCGCAAUUAUCCUCCUAUCCUGUUUAUUUAAAUGUUUACCUCUCCAUUAAUGGUUUUGAAAAAGUUGAGAUUAUUUGCUUUAGCCUAGAUCGGGAUUCUGAUGAUACAUUGGGGAUAUCUUCUAGAUCACAUCUCAAAUUGCAGAAGCUGUUGGAUGAAUCAAAUCCAUCUGAUUACAAUCACGUUGAGGUUACAUAUGAAUGGGCCAAAGAGACAGAUCGCAACAACCCUCCUUGUGAGAUUAGAAGGUGGGGGGUCAAAGUAGAAUGUAUCUGUUGUCCUCAAAUGAUGGCCCUUACCCUGGAUGACAAUGAUUCUGACUCCGAUCUGAAUCUACCAUUAAAGAAGAGGAGAAAAUAUUGAUUGAAUUCGGGAAAUAUAUAUAUGCCAAGGAUACACCAGAGCAUAUGACUAUAAGUUUUUGUCUGUAUGAAGAAGUAGAGAGUUUAAUCAAGCAUAUAAUGGAGAUGGGGUUACUAUAAUUGUUAUGAGGAGUUUGAUAUGGGUUCAUCUUCAAUGGGACUUACUUUGUUGACAAUGAUUCUGACUCCAAUCUGACUUCACCAUCAAAAAAGAGCAGAACAUAAUAUAUGGAUUUGAAAGAAAUAUGCCUCCAUCUGAGCAUAGCCUUGAAACUAUUCUCUCCUUUGUUGUUUCCGUUUGAGUGUUUGACUUCUUUUGCAUUUUAUGACAAGGCUAUGGUAGCAUAGGUUUAGCACUAGUUUCAACUUGGAAGAAUUUCCAUGCAAGGAGUCAAAGAUUCUAGUUUCCUGUCAAGUUUUACUGUUGCAAUUAUGCAAGCAUUGUCCACUGUGAUACAGAAGUCUUCAAGCUUCAGCUAAUAAUUUUUCUGGUUCCACAGUUCUUAACCUCUUACUGAGCCAGGGAGUUGGUCCUUUUAUGUUAAGAAUUGCAAUAUAAUUUUGCAAGUUUGUCUCACUCUCUGCCCCCCGGGCUCUUGGACCCUGAGUGUUUCAUGCUCUUGAGUUUUCUAUUUGCAGAAGCUCCUCAAUGCUUGAUGUAAUCUUCCAUUGAAAUUCCCAAGUUAGAUGAAUUGUCUGAUGGUUCAGUUGAGAACUCUACUACUCCAUCAAGGGCACCUAAAUUUGCUACCAGAAAAUUUAUGGCCACUGAUUCUAUUCUUUAUGGCAGAUAACUCGAGGAAUUUGUUGAGCUUGAGGGCUUUGGACUGAAACCGAGCAGCAGUUCCCAAGUAGAGCCAUGCUUGACUCAUGUUUACAGUGGGUCGUAGCAUUGGAAAGGAGAAAUAAUUUUGUAAUUAUAGGGGUUGGAAAAAACAGAAUGAGUCAUCUUUAGUUUUUGUUGUAGUUAGAUUAUGAUUUUGUCAAUUGAUAGCUAAUUAUGAUUUUAGGCCAGUUGAAUAUAAAACUACCCUGAUUUUAGUCAAUUGAUAACUAAUGUAGUUGUAGUCUAUCAUAAUAUAAGCUUCCACAAAUUCAAUGACA